GUGUAAUUCUCCCACGCCACUUUGAACCACAAUCGUCACCAUUUAUGUCAUGAAAAGCAGGGGAGAAAACUGGGUCAUGCUGGGUAGUUGUACUUGGUGCCAGUUUGAGUCCAUCUGUUCUGAAUGUUCCUCUCACCAAGACAUUUAGUAACACCUGUCACUUAAUUAAAGUCAGAGCCUGAAUUAUUCCUCAGUUGCUACAGGGCCAAAUAUGUCAUAAGACAGAACUGACGUCCCCUCUGCUGAAGCUACAUGACGUUGAGCUCAUUUUGCGUGUGGUCACUUCCUUGAAGUCGUUUGAUUACGUUUCGGUGAGGAGCCUGAUGUGUGCGGUUUAACGGGGCCAUCAUGGCCGAAACGAAUAGACCUCAAGUUGCCUUCAGAUACCCGUGACACGGUCUGCAGACAGACCACUUAUUGAGUCUGAUGGCCUCCAGCGUAAUUGGCUCUAGACCUUUGGAGGCACACAAAUGGCUGGGGGAGUUCGGCAUGAACACUGAGCACUUUAUAGCCCGUCACAGUCAUGAGCUGGUUCUUCAAUACCGGGUGAAAGUGAUGGGAAGAACUACCAUACGCUGUAUGUUUGCUGUUAGGGAUAAAUAGCGGCAUGGUACAUCAGGCUGAUGCCAUUUUUCUUUCACACUGAGGCAAGCUGAAUCCGAACUGCUGUAAUCAUUUGCUGCAGAACUGUUUUGGGCGCAGCGUUGCUUUCCUCUUCAAGUUUUAUGGCAGUAAAUUAGAUUAGCAGUACAAAAUGACGUUCUUUCUUUUGACUUGGAAUCAAAGAAUGAGAUCUCUCCUCUUCACUUUCUGUUGCUUUUCAGUUGUGCGCCUGGACGCCUCGGAGGUUCUGGAGGCGAGCGGCCAUGUUGGAGGAAACGUCUCCAUCCACUGCUUCAGUAGCUGGUCUCCACUCAACGUCUCUGAGCUCCACGGCGCACAUUUCUGCAAAGGGGUCUGCUCCGGCGAAAACACCAUCAUUCAGAUGGAGGUGACGAGCUCUGCCGUGACACGGGACGGGAGAUACAGCAUGGAGUCUAAUGGAGGAGAUGGGGUCUUCACCGUCACAAUAAACCGGCUGAGGAAAGCCGAUGCUGGGAGCUACCUCUGUGGAAUGGCGAGAACCUUGAACGUCACGUACCAGGAAGUUAGGCUAAAAGUUGUAGAUGCUUUCACUGUUCCAGCUGGAUCCUCUGUAACUCCGAGUAGCGUCCUGCCGACGGGGCUACUCUCUCCCAGAGGUGGCUUUUCAAGCGGCGGAGCAUCCGACGAACCAAUCACGCUGCCACCUUCAGGGAGGAAGAGAAGACAGAAAGAAGCAAACAACUUCACAGACACAAUGGUUGUUAUAAUCGUCUCUGGCAGCGUGGCCUUUCUGGUUUGUGCCAUUAUUCCUCUGAUAUUCUACAGACACUGGCGGAACAUGGGCGGUGAGAACAGACUGUCGGAGAACAAAAAUGAGGACGACUGCUGUCAGGAAAACGUAGAUACUGCCUCCACUCAGGUCGCAGUUGGGGUUCAGACUUCUGAAGAAGACGAUCAUCCAGGAUCUGGUGCAGACGAUGGUCUCCGGUAUGCGGCUGCGUACGAGGGGCUGGAUCCCAGAAGCCUUGAAUGAGCAGGAGUUACUCUGUUUCUGUGCAGCUUUUUAGUUUAAAAAUUGCUAACUGUAUG
Molecule: messenger RNA, 1674 nt
Organism: Poeciliopsis prolifica (blackstripe livebearer)
Lineage: Eukaryota; Metazoa; Chordata; Actinopteri; Cyprinodontiformes; Poeciliidae
Product: CMRF35-like molecule 1
Exons: 6
Coding region: 755-1618 (287 amino acids)
Source: RefSeq, a predicted model, not a curated record